UCGGCGGAUUCACAACACAAACACACGCACGCACAACUUAAAGGCUCAACAACAAGUGCGUGUGUUUGAUACUGUGUGUGAGUGUGUGUGUGUGUGUGCGCGCGCACGUGUUACUUUGUGUGAGUGCGCGCGCGCUCGAGGAGCGCAAAGAAGAAAAUGACUUCGAACAAGAGCUUGCGCAUGGAUGACUUCCUCGCGGGAUGGGUCGGAGGGGCAUCCAGUGUGGUGGUGGGACAUCCACUGGACACUGUCAAGACGCGACUCCAGGCGGGCAAAGGCUACAAGAACAUGACGGACUGCGUUGUCACCAUCUACAGGAAGGAGACGGCGGCGGGCUUCUUCAAAGGCCUGUCGUUCCCGCUGGCCACCGUCACGGCGUACAACUCGCUGGUGUUCGGCUUCUUCAACAACGCCCGGCGCUUGAUCUGCGAGCGGCGCUACGGCGACGAGCGGCGCCCGGCCGGCCUGGCGGACGUGACGGCGGCCAGCAUGCUGACCGGCUUGGCGUCGGUGAGCCUGGGCGCCCCCGUCGACCUGGUGAAGAUCCGGCUGCAGAUGCAGACGCACGCGGCCGUGCUGGCGGACAGUUUCCAGCUGGCGGGCAGCGCGUCCCACAAGAUGGCGGCGGCGGCGGCCCCGGCGGGCACGCGCUCGCUGCACGUGUCCAACGGCGGCGGCGAGCUGUACCGCGGGCCGCUGCAUUGCGUGAGCAGCAUCGUGCGGCGCGAGGGCCUCCCGGGCCUGUACCGCGGGGGCGGCGCCAUGCUGCUCAGGGACGUGCCCGGCUACGCCCUCUACUUCGUGCCCUACGCCGUCUUCUGCGACCUCCUCAAAGCCGACGCCACCUCCGAGCCUCACCCCUGCUCCAUUUGGCUGGCCGGCGGACUCGCAGGUUCCAUUUCCUGGGUGACGGCCACGCCCGCCGACGUGGUGAAGAGCCGCCUGCAGGCCGACGCCCACCUGCACAGGAAGUACAACGGCGUCCUUCACUGCAUCCUGCAGAGCUACAAGACGGAAGGAGCACAGGUGUUCUUCCGCGGCGCAUCGGUGAACGCCAUCCGAGGCUUCCCCAUGAGCGCCACCAUGUUCCUGGCCUACGAGCUCUCGCUGCAGUUCUUCCAGAAAUUUUAGGGUCAAGUCGUUACCGUGGCGACAACUCUUAUAGCGUUGUUUUUUGUUGUUGUUUUUUUUGUCAUCAUCACCUCGGAGACGAGAGGUCAACAGCCGCUCGGCCGCGUCAGUUUAGCAUUGUGCUAAAGCGGCUAGGCUAAGCUAACAUAGAUCGCUGUUGAACUUGCAAUUGUUAAAUUAGUUGCACAUUUUUAAAGUCAUAUUUUGUUUUCAAUUACUUUAAACAAUAAGCGGCAAUUUUUGUCAGGUUACACGCGCACAAAAGCUACAACAAGAAGUCUUUGAUUUGGACAUGAUUUCUCAUAUGAGCUUUUUCAAGCUUUUUUUGUAAGGUAAUGUAAAUAGUUAGUUUCUUAUAUUAAGAAAAAAAUAUUGUAUUGACAUUAAUAUGCGUGAUAUGUUACUACCACAACUGUAUAGCCUCAAUAUAUACAAUAUAAAACAAACAAUAACGUCCUGUAUACCAGUGUUCCCCAACCUCCAACCUAACAAAUGCCUGGCGGCCCGGUACCGGUCCGCGGACCGGUGCUUGGGGUCGUCUGCAGUAUACAAUGAAACAAAGCAGUUACAUUGAAUAAGCAAUAAAAGGUGCAUUCCAAAAGAAAUCCUCGGCACACGUUUGUUUUGUUUGAGAAAUGUCUUCAUUGCCAUGUCAUGCUAUGUUCAUGUGUCAACUGCCAUUCCAGUUUCUCUUUGUAUGGAAAUAAAAUGCGAAUGUUUGACAAAA
Molecule: messenger RNA, 1858 nt
Organism: Phyllopteryx taeniolatus (common seadragon)
Lineage: Eukaryota; Metazoa; Chordata; Actinopteri; Syngnathiformes; Syngnathidae
Gene: slc25a48
Product: solute carrier family 25 member 48
Exons: 7
Coding region: 157-1131 (324 amino acids)
Biological process (GO): transmembrane transport
Cellular component (GO): mitochondrion
Molecular function (GO): transmembrane transporter activity
Source: RefSeq, a predicted model, not a curated record